Messenger RNA from Scomber japonicus (chub mackerel), 1595 nucleotides. RefSeq lists its product as uncharacterized. The transcript is spliced from 10 exons. Gene Ontology annotation, cellular component: cytosol. NCBI's taxonomy places the organism in Eukaryota, Metazoa, Chordata, Actinopteri, Scombriformes, Scombridae. Gene Ontology annotation, molecular function: arsenite methyltransferase activity. Gene Ontology annotation, biological process: toxin metabolic process; arsonoacetate metabolic process. The coding region runs from base 147 to 1229 and encodes 360 amino acids. The record is from RefSeq and is a predicted model, not a curated record.
UCUCGACCUUAGGCUGGUGUCAGCUGUGCUCCUGUCAUACCCAAAUACUUCUCAUUGAUUCUCAUUGUUCAUUUUUGCUUUUUAAACAGUUCGGAACCACUUUUUGUAACUUUAAAGGAAACUAACUUGUAACUCUUUGUUGCGCAAUGGAGACUUCCGAAGACGUGCGGGAAAGCGUGAAGAAAUACUACGGCAAUCGACUGCAGUCCACUUGUGAUGUGCAAACAAGUGCCCCUUCCUGCAGUUUGUCUUGCUCAGCGCCAAAAAUCGUUACUCAAGCGCUGAGUCUGGUUCACCCCGAGGUGUCCAAAAGAUUCUACGGCUGCGGUCUUCCGUUUCCAGCAAAGCUUGAGGGCUGCAAAGUCCUGGACCUCGGCAGCGGCUCUGGCAGAGACUGUUAUGCCUUCAGUAAACUCGUUGGACCGAGUGGGCGUGUCACCGGGAUCGAUAUGACAGAGGAGCUGAUCACAGUGUCUCGUCAGUACAUCGAGUACCAUCAAAAGAAGUUUGGCUAUGAGCAACCCAACAUCACUUUUGUCCAGGGCUACAUGGAGAAGCUCGGUGAAGCUGGCAUACAGAGUGACUCAAUGGAUGUUGUUCUAUCCAACUGUGUCAUCUGUUUGUGUCCCGAUAAGAAAGCAGUGCUACAGGAAGUCUACAAUGUCCUAAAGGAGGGAGGUGAACUGUACUACAGUGACAUGUACGCCAGCAAAGUGGUGCCUGAUCACAUGAAGAAAGACCCAGUUCUGUGGGGUGAAGGAAUGAGUGGCUGUCUGUUUUGGAAAGACCUCAUUUCCUUGGCCCACAGUGUAGGUUUCAGCACUCCACACCUUGUUUCAGCAAGCCGUAUUGUGGUCCACAACAAUGAGCUCAAAGAAAAAGCAGGGGACAUCUGCUACGCAUCAAGCACUUACAGGAUGUUUAAACUGCCCAAACAUCCUGUCAUGACUGACGCAACAGUGACCUAUAAAGGAACUGUAGCAGACUGCCCUGAUCAGUUGGACUUUGAUUCAUCACACUGUUUCAAGAAAGAUGUUGCAGUGGAGGUGAAUGGAGAAAUGGCCGCAAUCCUCCAGAGUUGCCGUUUCGCCCCGGAUUUCAAAAUCCAGAAGUUGGAUAAACCAGAGUCCUGCUCUGAGUCAACACCACAGUACUGCCACCUCAACCCAUUUCUGUUGGCUGACAAACUGGGAAACGCAGUGAAACAAUGCUCCAAAACAGGCAAAUGAAGAAGAAGAAGAAGCAGUGAAUUGUUCUGAAGACAGCAGACAAGUACAGAAAUUUAACUGUCAGGCAUUAAUAUGUGUUGAUUUUGUCCAUAAAGGUUUGUAGGAGGCUAAUCAUUUUAUACCUGUUAUGUAGCUCCUGUGACUUAUGAAUAUACUGAAUGUAUUUUAUGAAAUUACGUAAUUCACAAAGUGAUUAUUGGUAUAUAAAAAAAGCUGUAGAAGCAUCUUGUCAAUGUUUUUGUUGCUAAAACCUGUUCUCUAGUGUGUAAUAUAAAAGAUUAACUUGUACUUGUACUUGUGGAUUCAGAUAAUCAAUAAACAAUGAUUUGAAAGAGAGAAACAUACAUGUUUAAUAAAAAAUGUUUA